This is a messenger RNA of Microcebus murinus (gray mouse lemur), 943 nucleotides long. The record is from RefSeq and is a predicted model, not a curated record. NCBI's taxonomy places the organism in Eukaryota, Metazoa, Chordata, Mammalia, Primates, Cheirogaleidae.
GUCCUGGUUCCUCUGUGACACCCUUCCUAGCCACUCGGUCCCUCCUUCCUCUGACCCUGAAGCUCCUGUUGUCUGGACCCCAGGGAGAAAGACAAAAAAAAACUGUGGGAUUUAUUUAACAUGAUCUUGGCAAACGCCUUCUGCCUCUUCUUCUUUUUAGACGAGACCCUCCGCUCUUUGGCCAGCCCUUCCUCCCUGCAGGGCCCCGAGCUCCACGGCUGGCGCCCCCCAGUGGACUGUGUCCGGGCCAAUGAGCUGUGCGCGGCUGAAUCCAACUGCAGCUCGCGCUACCGCACGCUGCGGCAGUGCCUGGCGGGCCGGGACCGCAACACCAUGCUGGCCAACAAGGAGUGCCAGGCGGCCCUGGAGGUCCUGCAGGAGAGCCCGCUGUACGACUGCCGCUGCAAGCGGGGCAUGAAGAAGGAGCUGCAGUGCUUGCAGAUCUACUGGAGCAUCCACCUGGGGCUGACUGAAGGCGAGGAGUUUUACGAAGCCUCACCCUACGAGCCCGUGACCUCCCGCCUGUCGGACAUCUUCAGGCUCGCUUCAAUCUUCUCAGGGACAGGGGCAGACCCGGUGGUCAGCACCAGGAGCAACCACUGCCUGGAUGCUGCCAAGGCCUGCAACCUGAAUGACAACUGCAAGAAGCUGCGCUCCUCCUACAUCUCUAUCUGCAACCGCGAGAUCUCGCCCACCGAGCGCUGUAACCGCCGCAAGUGCCACAAGGCCCUGCGCCAGUUCUUCGACCGGGUGCCCAGCGAGUACACCUACCGCAUGCUCUUCUGCUCCUGCCAAGACCAGGCGUGUGCCGAGCGCCGCCGGCAAACCAUCCUGCCCAGAUGCUCCUACGAGGACAAGGAGAAGCCCAACUGCCUGGAGCUCCGCAGCGUGUGCCGGACUGACCACCUGUGCCGGUAAGAGUGAUGCUGCUGCAGCUCCGGGG